This is a messenger RNA of Salvelinus fontinalis (brook trout), 4834 nucleotides long. Its product is annotated as germ cell-specific gene 1-like protein. Gene Ontology annotation, cellular component: plasma membrane. Bases 236 to 1204 code for a protein of 322 amino acids. The record is from RefSeq and is a predicted model, not a curated record. Lineage: Eukaryota; Metazoa; Chordata; Actinopteri; Salmoniformes; Salmonidae. The transcript has 5 exons.
AGAGAGGAGGGAGGGGGAAUAUGAUGAUGAGGAGGAGUGUUAGCUACAAAGUCUCAGGGUAUCAGGCUCAAAAUAGCAUAUCUGGGGAUUAGCUCGACAAGCAGGAGUCUCGCGCAACUGUAAUUACCCGCAGUAUAGUAACGGAAAGCCCCUACAGUAGGACUUUCUAAGGAAAAAUCGCCAUAUACUGUGUUAAACCUUGGGAUUAGCGCGUCCCCCUUUCCCGGUUGCUGUUAUGGGGGGGAUAGACCGGCGGCGGCGAGUAUCUCUGGCUAUUACGUUGAACUUCCUCGCGCUGAUUCUAGCCGUGGUCGCGUUGACUACAAGCUACUGGUGCGAGGGGACACGGAAAGUGGCGAAACCUUUCUGUACGGGACCGGUCACCACCACCAGACAGUCGUUUUGUAUCAGGUUCAAUAGCUCGAACAUUAACGAUAGCAGACUGGUCCAGUACAUCUGGGAGACCGGCGAGGACAAGUACCUCAUGAGGAAGUUUCACACCGGGAUCUGGUUUUCGUGCGAGGAGAACGUCGAUAUGACAGGUGAAAACUGCAGAAGUUUCAUUUAUGUUGCGCCAUCACACGAAAGAGGAGUGCUGUGGCUGUGUAUCGUGGCAGAGUGUCUUUAUAUUCUCCUCCUGGCCACCGGAGGCAUCCUCAUGUCCAUAGAGGCAUGUCACUUAGGAAAUGUCAUCAACGGACUCAAACUCAACGCCUUCGCUGCCAUGUUCACUGUCCUGUCAGGUCUGCUUGGCAUGGUGGCCCACAUGAUGUUCACCACAGCCUUUCAGCUGACAGUCAGUCUGGGGCCAGAGGACUGGAAGCCUCAGUCAUGGGACUACAGCUGGUCAUACAUCCUGGCGUGGAGCUCGUUCACAGCCUGCAUGGCGUCCUCGGUCACCAUCAUCAACCGCUACACCAAGACCAUCCUGGAGUUCAAACACAAGCGCAGGAACGUCCAGAAGAACCUGAAGAUCAAGCAGAAGCUACUUGAGCUGGACUCUGGACCGGGGGUUGGGGUUGGAGUGGGACACGUUGGACACGGGGGUCAUGUGGAGCAAGUGUGGGACAUGUACAUCAGCUCGGUGCCCAACACGGCAGAGGAACUACUGGAUCUCUCCAGUAAUGGCAGGAAGCUGUCCAACGCGUCAGUGUUCCUGGACUUGAAUGAUCUGCCAGAUCCGAUAAGAGAGGAGUACUUCUGAGAGAGGACUAGGGGACUGACCAAGGAACACACAAAUACACACACAUACACACGCAAACACACACACACACACACACACACACACACACACACACACACACACACACACACACACACACACACACACACACAGUUCUUUCCAAACCAAGACAGUAUCCCACCAGAGACAAUAUAUUUCACCUCUUGUUUGGGGUACCUCCUCCUGACCAAGGAACACACAAAUACACACACAUACACACACAUACACACACACACACGCACACACACGCACACGCACAGUUCUUUCCAAACCAGGACAGUAUCCCACCAGAGACAAUAUAUUCCACCUCUUGUUUGGGGUACCUCCUGCAACCCCCCUCCACUGCCGCUUGGCUCAGUGAUGUGCUCUUACUGUUCAGGGUGCUCCUGUCCUGACAACACUUCAAUAUGGGCUUCAGUCUCUGUUUUCCUUUAUUUACUAUCUAGUAACUACGUUUAAGGGUUUAUUUGUUGCUGUAUUACAUGUAUGCAUUGGUUUGCUGAAGCUGUGCUUUUGUGUGUCUGUGUGUGUGUGUGUAUGUGUGUGAGCGUGAAUUUUAUGUUUAAAAUUCCUCAUUUUCCUUUUCUACUGAGGACAUAACACUAAGAGAGAGAGAUAUUUUCCUACAGCAUACCUCUGUGGAAACACUGUUGAGCUGAUGCCACAUUGAGACACAGCUUUGAUAUACUUCAAUAGAAUGGCACAGAGACAUUUCCUCUCUUCUGGAAUGAUUUCCGACACGCACCCAGUUUACAAACCAAAUUGCAUUAGCAACAGUGACUUCAUGUUAGAGAAGAUCCAACUCCAAGUUCCCCUGACGUUCCAAGCUGAAGUAGAGAUGUGUAGAGGAUGAGAGAGAGAUAUAUGUAUAUAUAUAUAUAGAGAGAGAGACAGACAGACAGACAGACAGACAGACAGACAGACAGACAGACAGACAGACAGACAGACAAUACAGUAAUAAAGCAUAGAAAUGGACGAAGUAAAUCAUUUUAUUUAUUUUCAGGGGUUUCUGAAGCAACCUCAGCACCCCUAAUUCCCACGGCUUUGGAAAUGGAAAGGCAGAGAGGAGAGACGGAUAGAGGAGGGAUGGAUAGAGGAUGAUUAAGGGUCAAAAUUGAUCAAUUCGGAAAGUGUGCUUUUAGAAAAUAUUCACACCCUUUGACUUAUUCCACAUUUUGGUGUGUUACAGCCUGAAUUCAACAUAGAUUCAAUAUUUUUUCCCCUCACCCAUCUACACACAAUAUACCCUAUAAUGACAAAGUGAAAACAUGUUUUUAAAAAUGUUGGCAAAUGUAUUGAAAAUGAAACAGUAUUCACACCCCUGAGUCAAUACUUUGUAGAAGCACCUUUAGCAAUGAUUACAGCUGUGAGUCUUUCUGGGUAAGUUUCUAAGAGCUUUCCACACCUGGAUUGUUCAACAUUUACCCAGCUCUGUCAAGUUGGUUGUUGAUUGUUGCUAGACAACCAUUUUCAGGUCUUGCCAUAGAUUUGCAAGUAGAUUUAAGUCAAAACUGUAACUCAGCUUCUCAGGAACAUUGACUGUAUUCUUGGUAAGCAGCUCCAGUGUAGAUUUGGCCUUGUGUUUUAGGUUAUUAUCCUGUUGAAAGGUGAAUUCACCACCCAGUGUCAGGUGGAAAGCAGACUGAAGCAGGUUUUCCUCCAGGAUGUUGUCUGUGCUUAGCUCCAUUCCGUUUAUGUUUUAUCCUGAAAAACUCCCCCAGUCCUUAACGAUUAGAACCAUACUCACAACAUGAUGCUGUCACCACUAUGCUAGAAAAUAUGGAGAGUGGUACUCAGUAAUGUGUUGUAUUGGAUUUGCCCCAAAAUAUAACACUUUGUAUUCAGGACUAAAAGUUAAUUGAAUUGCACAUUUUAUUGUGGUAUUAUUUUAGUGCGUUGUUGCAAACUGUCUUCCUCUUUUUCACUAUGUCAAUGAGGUUAGUACUGUGGAGUAACUACAAUAUUGUUUAUUCUGUAUUCUUCUAUCACAGCCAUUAACCUCUGUAACUGUUUUAAAGUCACCAUUGGCCUCAUGGUGAAAUCCCUGAGCGGUUUCCUUCCUCUCUGGCAACUGAGUUAGGAAGGACACCUGUAUCUUUGUAGAGACUGGGUGUAUUGAUACACCAUCCAGAGUGUAAUUAAUAACAAAAACCAUGCUCAAAGGGAUAUUCAAUUACUGCUUUUUUUAUUUUUACCCAUCUACCAAUAGGUGCCCUUUUUUACAAAGCAUUAGAAACAACCCCUGGUCUUUGUGGUUGAAUCUGUGUCUGAAAUUCACUGCUCGACCUUACAGAUAAUUGUGGGGUACAGAGAUGAGGUAGUCAUUCAAAAAUUAUGUUAAACACUAUAAUUGCAUACAGAGUCCAUGCAACUUAUUAUGUGACUUGUUAAACUUGUUAAGCAAAUGUUUACUCCUGAACUUAUUUAGGUGUGACAUAACAAAUGGGUUGAAUACUUAUUGACUCAAGACAUUUCAGCUUUUAAUUUUUUAUUAAUUUGUAAACAUUUCAAAAAACAUAAUUCCACUUUGACAUUAUGGAGUAUUAUGUGUAGGCCAGUGACAAAACAAAUCUCAAUUUAAUCCAUUUUAAAUUCAGGCUGUAACACAACAAAAUGUGGAAAAUAUUGUGAAUAUUUUCUGAAGGCACUGAUAGAUAAAGGAUGAGGGUGGAGAUAAUUGCCAGGCCAUGCUGAGUGCCUUUGAUUCCAGCUGCUGUAUUGUGAUCAACUUCAAACAGCCUGCAGAUGUGCUGAGAGGGAGACUCGCUGUUACAAAGUUACAAAUGUUCUAUUCCUAUUGUCGUGUCUCUGACGAGACACAGGAGAUUCCGUUACGUGGCUCGUUUCUGUGCAAACGGCCGGAACCGUUGUGAUUUCCUGCUCUUUCUUUCCAUGUGCACUGAGAUGUAUUGCUUUUAUGAUAAUUUAUAGGAAUUUAAAAGGUUUACUUGACAAUUGUAGUGAAAUACGGAAGACUACAGCUGUAAAUGUCCUAGAAUUGUAUCCAUUAUAGACUUCAAGUUGAAUGAACCAGCAUCAAAGAAAUGUAUUUCAAAACAGUAUUUAAGAUACGUAGGAUUUAUACUUUCAUAGUUAGUAUAAAUACCUGGCUUAAAGUUCAUUGUGAUGAUGGAUUUGUGUAAAUAAUGUACAGUAUAUUGCGUUUUUUAAAUGUAUUUAUUAACACUCAAAUUCAUUUAUUUAAUUUAACUGUUGAAAUAAGUGACUCUUUUAAAAAGUAUUUACAUUUUUCCAGCCAAGUUUAAUUUCUUCUUCUUCGUGCGUUUCCAAUAAGUUUCAAGCUACAUAUGGUUAUGCUCCUUUGUGUGUGUUGGUGUCAGAUAUUUAUUUUCAUGUCUUUAGUGCUAUUUUGGUAACUUUCUGUGUGUGAUUAAUUGCAAUGAGUAACUUAAAUGAUAGGAGUUAUAUGUUAAGUUGUACAGAAUAUUAAUAAUUUUAUAUCAAAGAUACUGGGGCAAAUUAUGAAACAUAAAGUGAGUUGUUUAUAGUAACUUGUUUAUUGCCAAAUAUAAUUCUUUAUAUUGUUACGUACUAAUAAGGUUCAGUGUUGAUAACAGAAAUAAAAUUAGACAUUUUUAUACAAAGUCUAAA